Molecule: messenger RNA, 1710 nt
Organism: Neurospora crassa OR74A
Lineage: Eukaryota; Fungi; Ascomycota; Sordariomycetes; Sordariales; Sordariaceae
Exons: 3
Coding region: 1-1710 (569 amino acids)
Source: RefSeq, a predicted model, not a curated record
AUGCGGCAUCCACUUGAGGAGUGGUUGCCCAACGACACGCCUUGGGCGAGGCUCUCCACGGCCACAGCCGCAUUGGAGCACCAAUGCACUAUCCGCAAUCUCCCCACCACGGGACACUCAAAGGAUCUCGUACAACGUCUCUCAGCUUAUAGUCAAGCUGAAAUGAACACGUCUGGCACCAAGCGUCUUCACCCUUGGCUGACUGAGCCUGUCAACCGCAUGUCGUAUCAGAAAAACGGUCUUUUUAUUUUGCGGUUUGUUCUUGACUGUCCUAGGCCUUAUCUCUGGCAGAGAGCUCUGGUGCCUUCCGAACUUCGAACCAUCUACCAGCAUAGCCACGCUAGCCGCGCCCUCAGUCCAGAGAACUCAGAGACCGGUGGCGACUUCUGCAUCUCCUGUUUUCGAGAUGUCGGCACAGGGCGAGAAGUGCUGAGUUCUUGCAUGGGGUGCACAAGGGUAAUGCAUUAUAGAUGCAGAGUGAGAGCCGGACUGGUAAGAAUACCCUUGAGAGAGGGCAUGUGCUGGAUCUGUUACGAAGAUAUCAAAUGGAACACUGAGAAGUUCUGUUGGAAAAACCGGGGUUCACCUGCUGCUCCUCGCAUCACACCUCCUGCACCAGCACGAACUUAUCCAGCGGCAGAGGCUACCACAGAGUUAAUCCAGCGCAAAGAGCUAAAGGAUGAUGUCUCCAAAACCUUGAGCUCAUCAAGCAACAAAGACUCCAAGAAGAGACAACUCAGCAACACUCAGAGUACUAAUCAGCGCUUUCCCUCUAUUCUGUCUUCAAAGCCGCCCUCAUCCAGCACUUCUCCUGCUCUGAAAUCCACCGUCAACCAGGUAGUGCCUUACCUCGUUGACGGCCUUCGACAGGGACACCGGAAAAGCAAAAUCAUAACACUUAAGCUCAGCAAGAAAGGCGCAGCACUGAGCACAUCCAGUCCGAACAACGAACCUACCCCACUCCCGGGUAAUCCAGCGCUCAUUUGGCAGGAAACGCAGAAUACACGCGAGCAGCAGCAACAGGAGAACGAGGGACACCAAGCUGCUCUUCCAAACCUGUCUUCCGCCCCGGAUCAUAUCCUGUCUGCUGGGAAUCCCGGCGGAGAUAAUAUGGAACAAUCAGAAGUGGCGCCUGCUCCUAAUGCCGCGAUAGUUCCCGCUGAGGAUUCUACUUUUCCUCGCGCAUCCUCUUCAGCUGCCGAGACUUUUGCUUGCACAGCUACUACCGCGACUUCUCAGUACGAUCAAGCGGGCGCCACCUCUAUUACUGCUCGCGACACCCCAGUUGAAGGCAGUGUGUCCCAGCCCCCCCAAGUCAGUGUUACAUCUGCUAGUACAACUGAAUCUGCCGAUGCUACCGGUGCUCAGGACACUACCAGCAUCACCACCGAGAAUCCUACAAGUGCUUCUGCACCUGUUCCUACUGAUCAUUCUACUUCCGGUCCCACGCAUGCUCACUCUGGUACGCAAAUCACUAUUGACCACACUAAAGCCUUGGAGCUCGUUCAGGAGUGCAGUCGUUUGGCGAAGAAAUAUACCCAAAUUCGGAAGAAAUCGGAGCGCGAGGCGAAGAGGAUGGAGAAGAAGCACAGGCGGGAGCUGGAGAAAACCAAGAGGAAGAGCAAGAAGGAAGUAAAGCGGCUCGAGAAAAAGAUUGAAAGCUUGGAGAAGGAAGUGCUGAAGGCUUUGGCGGGCCCGGAGGCAAUGUAG